Molecule: messenger RNA, 3260 nt
Organism: Aspergillus ibericus CBS 121593
Lineage: Eukaryota; Fungi; Ascomycota; Eurotiomycetes; Eurotiales; Aspergillaceae
Product: ATP-binding protein
Exons: 1
Coding region: 169-3051 (960 amino acids)
Cellular component (GO): mitochondrial outer membrane
Molecular function (GO): ATP binding; ATP hydrolysis activity
Source: RefSeq, a predicted model, not a curated record
UGACAAAGGAGGACCACCCGCAAGGAACAGUCCAGAAGGCAAGAUGAAAGUCCUGCUGGCACUCAUCUCCUCGCAACUUGGCUGAUGCAGACGGUUGUUCCCUGCAGCAUCGCCAGUACCUCAGUUUUCUAAUUCCGGCGGCGUCGUUUGCCCCGGAUGUAUUCGUCAAUGCACCAAGGCAGGUUCCUUCGGUCUGUAGCACGACCCUGCCGGUUCAUCGCGCAUCGCCGCUAUCCCGCCGCGGUUGUCUCGCAUUCGCGUCGGUUCCAUCUCUCGCGAACAUGGCUAUCAUCAACACCUUCCGAUCCCCAUAGCUCUCGAGAUUCGACCACGGAGAACCUCCCCGGUGACAUCCCUACUCACAAUGCCGAACCUACACUAGCAGGCCGUGGCACUUCCGUCGCAACACCGUCAGCCGAUCGAACGGCGAAGAAGGACUUAGGUCCCUACGGUUCGGCGAUUCGCAGAGCAUUAAGGAAUAGACGGGCGACAAAGGAGUGGACCGCUCCGGUUGCGACUGUUCCGGACUGGUUUUACGAGCGGAAUACGGUUGUCAAUGAUGGAAACAGAACCGGCAACACCGAGUUAUUACAGCAAGUGGAGAUACGGUCGUCACAAGCCGAACCUGAAAAGGAGGCAAGCGAACAGCUAGGUCAUGGCGGCAGUGGAGAAGAACCGCCUUCGUCUGAGGGUCCUGAUGCUCCGGAGAAUCGGUAUGCUUUGACUGAAGCGCUGUGGGAAGAGCUUUGCGCAUCUGCCCGGGCAGGGUUGCGACUGCCGCCAACCAAGUACGCCCAGGAACCCUCCGCACGAAAGUCACACCUUGUCCUUCAGUACCCCGGCACCGAUGGCAUCUUGUUCCUAGACGCGGUGGUCAAGAGGCUAGCUCAGGAGUUGGGCGCGGAUCUGGUCACUCUCAACGCGCAGGACAUUGCCCAGUUAUGCAGUGAACAGGACCUGGCGGACAUUGGCACCACAACCCCCAUCAGAUCGCUUGGCUACGAAGUGUACCGGCCGUCUAUCUCGGACACCUGGCAAGAAGACGGUCUGCACGAAGGGGAUGCCGAUGACGAUGCCAUUGACUCGCCGCGCAAUUUCCGGCCAGCUCUCCGGGGUCCCAAAUUCAUCACUAUUGAGACUGCCCGCGACUCUGGCGAUAUCGCACUUCCCAAUUUUCUGGGGCUGAAGUCCUUGGUGGCCUCGUUCAAUUCCCCAGUGGAGAACUCCGCUGGCUCUUCCUCGCAAAGCCCUGCUGACCGAGCGGAGGACAGGCGACUUCGGCUUGUGCGUGAGCUCCUUUCUUCAUCCAGCAAGUCAUUGAAGCAGCUGUCGCCAGCGGUAGCAGAAGAUGCAGACUCUGCUGCUCCCGAAGGUCUACAAGGUCACAGCAUUAGCCCAGAGCGCGAUGUCAUAGUUCAGAUCCAAGACUAUGGAGACAUUCAGGCCACCCGCGAGGGCGCCAAGUUCAUUUCCCUAUUACAAAAAGCUAUAGAGGAUAAGAGAAAAGCAGGCUCUAGAGUCCUAUUUAUCGGUACCUCGGCGCAAGAAGCUGCACCCGAUUCGGAUGCUGCGAAGCUCAUGCACAACGCCUUCGACGACCAAUUCUCCCAGAUGCUGGUCAUCACUCCCGCCAUGAAGUCGGAAGCGGCCGAACGCACGUUUGCGGAAGAUCGGAAAAAGCGAACACUCGACAUUAACAUCCGCCACAUUCAAGAUCUGCUUCGGACGCGGCUCGCCGAACAGCCCUCGGCGCUCCAAGACGAUGUUUUCCGCGACCGAGCCUGGCCCUUGGACUCAUCCCUCGUGAAGGAAAGCGGCCUCGAUGAGCGGUACUGGCCGUACAGCCAGGUUCACUGGGCCACCACCCUUGCCCUCGGCUCUGUGGGAACGGAUGGGGCUUUCGGUUAUGACCACAUUCGGCGAGGAAUUGAGAUGAUGCAGAAGACGGAGCGUAUUAGAAACGACUGGCUGCAGGAGAAAAUGCCUAAGGCGAAAGCCAGCGAGACCGGGAAUGAUCGGGAGCGCUUGCUGAGCUCAUUACGGAAAACCUGCAACUCCCACGAGAAGAAACUACUGACCGGAGUGGUGGAUGCGAAAAGCAUCCGGACCACUUUCGCUGAUGUCCAUGUGCCCGCUGUGACCAUCGAUGCCUUGAAGACCCUGACCUCUCUUUCUCUGAUCCGCCCCGAGGCGUUCACCUACGGUGUUCUGGCUACGGACAAGAUCCCUGGCCUAUUGCUUUACGGACCACCCGGUACUGGUAAGACCCUCCUCGCGAAGGCUGUGGCCCGUGAAAGCGGUGCUACCGUGCUGGAAGUCAGCGGGUCGGAGGUCUACGACAUGUAUGUUGGCGAGGGGGAGAAGAACGUCAAGGCCAUCUUCACACUGGCUAAGAAGCUGAGCCCCUGUGUCGUGUUCAUUGACGAGGCCGAUGCUAUCUUUUGUUCACGCACGGGUGCCAGCAGCCGGACAUCCCACCGUGAGCUCAUCAACCAAUUCCUACGGGAGUGGGACGGCAUGAACGAUAUGUCGGCCUUCAUCAUGGUUGCCACGAACCGACCGUUCGACCUUGACGACGCGGUUCUCCGGCGUCUCCCCAGGCGACUACUUGUGGACCUUCCGACUGAGCAGGAUCGCCUGGCCAUCCUAAAGAUCCACCUGAAAGAGGAGACCCUGGACAGCACGGUCGAUCUGGCGGAGCUGGCCCGUCGCACGCCUCUGUAUUCCGGCUCCGACCUUAAGAACCUGUCUGUAGCAGCCGCGUUGGCCUGCGUCCGGGAAGAGAACGACCUGGCCGCUCAGCACCAAGGCGAGGAGCCGUACCAGUAUCCCGCACGACGCACGUUGACGUGGAAGCACUUUGAGCGUGGCAUGGAGGAGAUCAGCGCAUCCAUCAGCGAGGACAUGUCGUCGCUCGCCGCGAUCCGCAAGUUCGACGAACAGUACGGCGACCGCAAGGGCCGGCGCAAGAAGAGUCCCGGCUGGGGCUUUAUCCCGGCUGGCAAGGAUGAGGCGGCAGCUGCCGUGGAUGCGGCGCGCGUCCGGACCUGAAGCGGUUGGUUGGGGUUGGAAGCAGUGGGAUUUGAACAGUUUUGGGUGUUAGCCACAUAGAUCAAGUGAAUUUAUCAUCUUCGCGUUUGUCAGGACCGGGUCGGAAUGGGCUGGAAAGGCAGGCGAAGCUGGACAGGGCUGGACGGGACGGACUUGUAUACUACUCAUUAGCGACACGAACCUGAAUGUACCAAUAUAGCAGACGAUAC